Molecule: messenger RNA, 32724 nt
Organism: Porites lobata
Lineage: Eukaryota; Metazoa; Cnidaria; Anthozoa; Scleractinia; Poritidae
Source: the annotation of a GenBank genome assembly
GGAAUGACAGCGGUAUUGUCAAGUAAUGUCAGCGGUGUUGCUAGUAAACAAACAUGGCGGCCGUAGAGGAUGUAACUGCGAACCUUCCUUCGCUCCAGUUUGAAGCUGCCCUAACACACCAGGAGAAGUAUGCUUUAUUUCGUAAGACUGCAUGCUACUUUCUCAAGACUUUGUUUGAGCUAGUUGUCUUGAUUUUGUUCGUAGGGAGCUGUUGUACUUGCGAGGGAGAAGUCAUGCUUUGACCGUUUCUGCGUGUGCCCAAGCGUAAGUCUCCUUAUAUCAGCUGAGUUUAGGGCUGGUUUCCAUACGAUGGCAACGAUAGAUGCAAUCGCUAGGUUUGCUGAGAAACAACGUUAGGCGAUCAAGUGCGGCUUGGUGGCUCGGUGGUCACUGAUGAGCCACUGAGCCACCGGGCCAGCCAUUAAAACAUAAUAGUCCUUUCUCGUACAGUGUGUUUUGAGACUUUAACCUCUACUGGCGAGCCAUCGAGCCGCCGAGCCACAAAAAUAUAUACCUUUCUCGUUCUUUAAGACGCUAACUUCCACUGAUGAGCCAUCGAGCCACUAAAAGAUACGCACGCUGUGGCUAUAUGGUCAGUAACCGGUCAAGGUUUUCAAAACACUACAUGACCGGCACUCCUAUAUAUUCUCAGUAAAUUUCACAAAUCGAAAAAACAAGCUAAUCUAAGCUAUCAUAUAUCGAUAAAGAAAAGUCAAGCGAUCCUGUUCCAAUGCUUUGCUCAAGUUUAGUGUUUGGUUUACACUGGACUCAGAAAACGAAACCAUGUUUUGUGACACUUAGAGAUCUAUAAUGCAUUUCAGGAUAUCUUGACUUUUCUUAAUCAACAUAUGAUAGUUUAGAUUAGCCGUUUUUUCGAUUUGUGAAAUUUACUGAGAAUAUAGGACUGCCAGUCAUGUAGUUUUUGAAAAAAAAAAAAUAGUGGUCGAUGAAUGAUUUAGUGCAUGGAUUUUAUAGUAAAAGAAAAUCUAUCCAGCUGCAGAAAAUCUUACCUGCUUGGGUAGCGAAUCACAACACAUGUUCCUCUUCAUCUUGCUUGCUGGCUGGGCCAGCAAUAAUUGUAAUGGAAGUAAAUAAAAACGGAACUAAGGUCACACAGUAUUUGUUUGUGAGAAAUAAUACACGUACAUGGAAGUACUGUAUGCAAAUUAAUUACUGACUAUUGAACCAAAAGCAUAAUACAAACAAUCUUGCUUGUGCAAAGAAAAGAGGAAAGAUUCUGGCUCAGCCCUAACCAUUUAUUAUUCAAAAGUGCUUUUUUUGACUAAAAAGAAUAAUAUUUAUUUAUUUGUUGCAGGGCAUUUUUGGUAGCUGUUUUAAAUGAUGCAAGACAGAAAAUUGUGGAGAUUAAGUUUCCAGUAAAAAAGCGGGUAAAGCAUCUGCAAUUGUAAUAUUGUUCCUCUAAUUAUUGUGCUUAUGCAGAAGAUAUUUGAUUUUAUAUUUUUUUUUAUAGGAAAUAGCAAAUGGUAACAUGGCAAGAAUAUAAGUAGAGUUCUUUCUUUUGCUGUAGGAUGUUUCUUUUUUAACUUGGCUGACAUUAGUUUUUGUGUUCUGCAUCAAUAUAAAAUUUAUAGUAUCUUGGGCGCUUUCGGCUUUUUUUGUCAGAACUGACUGGCCAGACCAUUCCUGUUGUAUGAGAAUUUCACUUUAAAUCAUAACUAUUCAGGCAGUUCAGCCAAAUCCUAAAUACAGCAGUCUGCAAGAAGGUGAUGGUUUUUCAAUUAAAACUCUUGGACAGCGCCUAUUAAAUUUUUAAACGGAUUUGCCCUGGCUGGCAAUGGUAUGGCCAGCAAGUUGUGACAAAUGGAAAGUGCCUAUAGGAAUUAUUAGGUCUCACAUGAUCAACAAUUCAAUUUUUGAUAAGUGAAUUUUUCUUAAUGAUACAAACUGGUUUUAAAGAAGAAAAGCACUGUGAUGUAUAUUAACUGAAAAAAAAUAAUAGUAACAAAGAUAAAACUUGAAAUAACAUUAAUAAUGAAUAUGCUAAGAGUCAUUGGAAAUGUGGACAAUGGAAUGGUGCAGAGAGGUUGCAGUGUUAAACAACUGUUGAUUAUUAAAUAAUUGCACUUCUUCUACACUUGCCAACACAAUGAAUGCGUCUUCCAUUUUUUGCUUGAUUCCGAAAGUUAGUUAAUGUUUGUUUGUAGUCAUCCAAGCUUUUACAAGAGGCACCUAAGAGAGAUCCCCUGUUGGUAGGAAUCAUUGGUUGUGGCCGUUUGGGAAAACAGCUUGCAAAUACCCUGCUAACUUUCUGUGAGUAAGCUCAACAACACUCAGGACUUGAUUAUAUCUACACUGUAGAAGUUAAAAGUGUACAAAAGUCUAUUUACUUGCUUGUUCCUAUAACCAGUGAAUACAGCCUUCUCUCCUGACACCUUGCUGCUUGAGACGUUUCACAGGAGAGGCAUUCUGUGAUUUAUCCCCAAAAAUGCAAUCUGUCUGGAAAAGGGUCAGCGGUCAGUGCUAAAUGUAAUGAAUCUUCUCAACAACAGUCAUUUGUCAUGGAGAACUGCUGUAUUUGCAUGAGGAUCAGUUCUAUACAGCUCUACCUUUCUCAGCUUCUAUUGCUGUUGGCCAGAACCUCUUCAGAACCUCUAAUUUGAUAGGUCCUUGUUGGCCCGAAGCUCUAUUGUUUCAGAGUUGGGGUUCAUUGUUAGUUUUGUUUUGGUUAGGGCUAUUUAUUGUUUUCUAAACCAAUCCUGUGAACUGUUCUUAGAGCGUCCGACCCACCCUUCAGUUGUACCAUUUAGAGGUAGCUUGGCCAAGUGUUCAGAGUACUGGACAUGCAAUCAGGUGGCAGCAAGUUAAUUCCUGAUCUGACCUGAACUGAAUUUGUUUCUUUUUUGGUAUAUUCCUGAGCUCAAUUCCUCAGUCUCACUAUUAUUAUAAAAUUGUUGUCGUUGUUUAUGGAAAUGGUCAACUCAAAAGCCACUGGCAUCUGUACAUGUAAUGCAUGUACCUAUGUGGUCAUAGAUUAAUUACUUUCUUUCUAAACAUUGUCUUGGUUAGUUCAUGAACCGUGUAGUGUGCGGUACAUGUAACAAAAAGUGAGUUGAAAUUUGGCCAAAGUGAUAAUUCAUUUACAACAUAUUCUCAUUGAGUAUAGAGUUUCUGAUAAAACAAACUUGAAUAGGAUUGUGAAUUAACUUGAUUAAUUGAUUUAUAAGAUUAUUAUUAGAUGUUAAAGUAGAAUCCUGAAUUGGAAGCAUGGGGCUCAUAUGGGGCCCAGGCUCCUGUCGGGAUCAGUUUAAGUAGACAGAACAUUAGAGAAAAGACGCAAAAUAAAUUUAGAAAUUAACUGUAGUUUGCUUUCCGUAUUAUAUUAUUCAAUUCACAGUGGACAUACAGCAAAUUGCUGUAGCUCAAAAUAUCUAAAAUUCGUAACUGUUCAUAAGUAGGAUGGCUGAAAAGUGUGCAUAUUAUUAUAUUGUUAAUACUAUGUUCCUCUUGUGCUAGUUUUGCUUUGAACGUUUCAGCGGAUGUUCACCCUGAAGAGUUAUUUCUGUCAACAAGGAGGCCUGAAACAUUGUCCUCUUUACAGGCAAAAGGAGUCCACUGUGGUUUUGAUAACAUCAAGGUCUGUAGCUAUUGUUGAGGGAAAUUAGGUACCACUUAGUAAGUGAGAGUGAGGUCAUUAGUGGGAAAUCUCAGACAGAGGCCGUGUGGUCUCUAAUCACCAAACGAACAAAGGUUAAUGAGUUAUAAUAUUAUAUGACCUUUUCAUUUUGAACCAGAGCCUGCGAUCAAUAAUUUAAAACCAAUAACUGGUCACCAGAUAACUUAAAAAAAACACGUCACGUCAAUGAGUCGUACACUUGAGCCCACAAUAUAGUCAUGUGACACUGGUCAGCGGAUACCCUUUUUGAUAGCUGUCAAUUGAUCAUAACAUGGAUGUCCAUUAGGAUGUCCAUUAUCAAGUUCACCACAGAUGGUAUAUGCCUUGGACACCUACAUUUACAUGUAGCUACUGUAGUAAUGCCCGGUCAUUACAAAAAAAUAAUGCCCGCGGCAGCCAAUCAGAGCACGCGUACUGUUAUAGCCAUUAAGUCUGUCUUUACAUCACUUUGUUUGCUAAUCAUCAGUUAUAGGCCUCUUCCAUUAGUUGAUCAAUGACAUGUGAUCAGCUUUCGGUAAAACGAAAACAGUUCCCUUUUGAAAAAUUUUGUUAGCUCGAGCUGAAAGAGCAUAUUAAAAUUAGGUAACCUGUCAAUUUUCAGCCGUAUAUCUCAAAAGUAGCGAAUGGAACGGCCGCCAAAAAUUAGAAGGAUUUGUAUGAGAAAAACAGCUUUUGCCACCCAGUCACUCUUGAAUGGUUUUCCAUACAAAUCCUUGUAAAUUUCGAAAUUCCAGACUGUCGUGAAAUAUUUCCUUAAGCGUUUACGAGCUUCAAAUCUCCUUUUACUUUAUAACAGGCAAUUUGAACACUUAAAUGCGUAAGAGAAAGAUUUAACGACAGUUUAAAAAUUUCAGAAUUUAAAAGGACUUCUUGGAAAACCACUCAAGAGUGACUGGGUGGCUAGAGUUGUUUUCCUCAUACAAAGCCUUCUAAUUUUCGGCGGCCGUUGCAAUCGCUACUUUUGAGAUGUACGCCUGAAAAUUUUCGGGUUACCUAAUUUUAAUAUACUCUUUCAGCUCGUGCUAACAAAAUUUUUCAAAAGCGCACUGUUUUCGUGUUUACCGAAAGUUGAUCACGUGAUCAACUAAUGCGAAAGGCCUAUUUAGGCCCCGAAACCGACAUUUCGGAACAGUGUAUCAGCUAGUAAAGGGUUAUUUUAUUUUCAUUUAUUUUUAUCGAUAAACUUUCUUUUUUUCAGUGUAAAAGUAUUAGGAUGUGUCCUGUUAAUCAUAUUCAGGAAUAAGAAUAUGAAAGUUUUAUGCAAGUCUGGUGCCGUGAUUUUUAGACCGCUUGAACGGUACAUACUUGUACAUUGCCUUUUUUAUACAUAUAUCAAGCAGAUUUCUAGAUAUUGCAAUGCAAUGAACGCCAAAAUAAGUGAUUACUAUAGUUUAUUUCAUUUAUUCUUAUUCAGUAAAAGGGUCAAUUGAACAAACCCCUUAAGAUCUUCAAGACCUUUAGUUAAUCUAAUACAAUGUAGCAUUCUAAUUGAUAGAUUUGUCAUUACGUGGCCCUCUUUCAGGUGUGCAGUACGGUACACAUCCUUUUUAUCUGCUGUCUGCCCUCUCAGUUACCAACAGUGGCCAAGGUAUGUUCAAAUUGCUAUUUAUCGCCCUGAAAGAAGGCAUUCACAGAUGUUUCGUUUAAGGGCCAGUGGCUUUACUUUAGAAAGAGAAUAAUACAUAGUGUUAAGCGUUUUGAUGUCACUCAAGCAGGUUGAACUAUUAAACUAGAGCAGUUAAUGAAGAUUUCCUGUUUCUUAUUGCGGGAAAAAGCUGAUCUUGUUAAACUUCCAAGUAAAGAAGAUGGAGUAAUAUUAAAUUAAACAUAAAAGAAGAAUGAAAUGAAAGGGAAUUAAAGCAGAUCUUUUCAUUAUUGCUUUCUGUACAUGCUUGUACAAGUUUGUUGAUAACAUUCGCUGUAAAGUACCAGUUUGGAAAUAGCCUGUUCACAGACCCUCUUUUUUCUCGUCAAAGUCCUUCGAGCUAGCCUGCGAACAGCAGACGCAUUUCCGGUCGUCGCUUCUCUCCCUGACCGGAAAUGCGUCUGCUGUUCGCAGGCUACCGUAGAGCGAGCCGUGAUAAAAAGUAAAAACCGCGGGGGAUUUAUUGACCGCCAGCGCAAGGGGGGUAGUGGUGGGAGAAAAAGAAAAUAUAUUUCUUUCUCGCGCGCUCGCGAAUGUUUUCGAAAAGAACAAAAAGAAAAAUAAAGCAACGUCUGUGUACAUCCUAGUUUGGAAAUAGACUGAAUUGUUUCUUUUUUGGUAAGCAGUGACAGGUACAAAAGAGAAAAAAAAAAAAAGAAGAAGAAAUAAAGGAGAAAGAAAUAUGACAUAGAAUAUCAAAAACCAUUCAACACACCCAUCUCAUGCGCGUUUUGAUACACCCUUUUUUAAAGCGCGCACAUUCAAAAAAGGUGCAGCUCUCUGGACUGCGAGUGUCGCUUGCCUUUAAACUGUAAAAUAAGUCUAGUACCUCGGCUUACCUGUAACUCAUGGGUCUGGUGUGGCGUGACAUUUAGUGUAAUAGUUUCGUUUUUUUCUUUCCCCCCUAGGAAAUCAAGGGACACUUAACCUGUCCAGUAUAUGUUUUAGUUGGAGGUUUGUGCAUUGAUUUUCCAACUUAAUUGCACAAGGCUGGCAGGGAAGCUAGGCAGGGAGGCUUCAUAUAAUGAUCUAAAUUAAUCUAGUAAUUCACACAAAUACACUUUUAAGACAGUGACAAAAAAUAAAUCGAGACCUUAAACAUUCCGCAUUCUUUCACUGAACAGUUCUUACUGACUUAAAGUCAAUGUAAUUACUCGUAUUUUUAAACCAGGGACUCCGCUAUCGAGAAUCCGUCAGUUACUCGAAUACGACCAGAUUAUUAAACCUGAAUUUGUAUCCUUUACAAGUAUCAUCAUGUUGUUCCUUUUUCUUAACCCUUUAAGCCUCAUUAGUGACCAACAUCAAUUUUCCCCUAACAAUAUCAAUGCAUUAUCAAGAGAAAAAGGUGUGAGAAUUAAUAAAAUGAUCACCAAAGGAAAAAUGAUUUGAUCUUUUAUCAAAUUCUUCUAACUAAUUCUUUAAGGAAAUGUAUGGAGAUCAGUAUGGAGAAUUUGUAUGUUGAUAAAAAUGCUUUGAUCUUUUAUCAAAUUCUUAUAACCAAUUCUUUAAGGAAAUGUAUGGAGAUCACUAUGGAGAAUUUGCAUGUUGAUAUUGGGACUUAAAGGUUUAAAGGGGCUAUGUCAAUAGGAUAUUGCUGUUUUAGGUCAAUGUUGUGCUGAAAAUAAUAUUACUUAGUUCCUUUACCCAUAUACAAAAUGCCCUUGUACUGUACAGUUAUAAAGCAGAUAAAAAGAUCUCUACUUUCCCCUGCCCCAAGAGUCUGUGCGGACUACUUUCCACUACCCACAGCGUCCGUACGGACGUACGGUGACGUCAUAACCAAAUUUUCUUACCCAUGGUGCUCUGCUGGCGCGAGGGAGCUCCGCUAUUAAAUAAAGUUUACUUACGAGCAAUAACGUAACCAUGAUAAUAACUUUGCCGUCUGUAGCCACAGACGAGUUUAAACUGUUUCAAUGCCUAAAUUUAUUGUUAUUAAAAUGACAAAACUUGGCUAUAGUUUUAGGAAUUCAAUUGAUGCGAAGACACGUUCUAUCUUUUUAAAAAGAUUGUAAAGAGCGUGGUGUAGUUCUUUUUAGGGCCUCUUAACAUGAGCCCGUUUACUGGGAUGAAUUUCGCCUUGGGUUCAUUUGAGAAAUUUCAGCGCGGUUUCCGAGAUGAGAAAAGGCUAAAGAUCCUUGGGACGAGUUCUGGCGCCAAAUUCGAGAAACAAAGCAAACAUGACGAAACACAAAAAAUUUAACUCUUGCGCCGUUCAUAGCUUCGGCAACUGUUAGAGCUGGAUCACUGCUGUUAAAUGGGAUGCUUAUGAUGUGGAAAAUACGGCAGGCAACGCAAGACGAUGCCAUCCGGACCUCCAGAAUUCAUCCCACUUUCAUCCCGAGAGUUAAGUCGAGAUCUCGGAAACCGGGCUCAUGUGAAGAGGCCUUAAAGUGCCAAUAGACCGCAAAGAUAAUUCAUUGUGAUUGUCAACUAAGGUACUCAGCAAGGUAGUUUCACUACUAAAUUGUCGCGCAAAUUUCGAGUUAAGAAGUACAGUGAGGUUUAACAUUUUUUUUUAUCAUAGUGCUUGUAUAAAUUGUCAUUUGCCUUAACUACAUUUAAGUCUUGGAAAAUCCCAGACCCAGCAGACAAGUCUGGUAACGACUGGAACAUUGGUAAAGAAGUGAGUGAAAUCCUCAGUUUUCUGAUAUUUAAUACACUAAAGCCAGUCGAGUCAGGCAGUGUGGGGACGCUUCAUGAUGUCUCCCUUUUUUAGUCGGGCCUAGGGCCUAGACCGGGGACAGUACACAGCUCCUUAGAACCUCUUAUUUCAUUGGUUCUCCAUAACACGCAGCUCCAUUGUUUUAGGGACAGAGUCAUUGCUAUAUUUGUCUGUUGUUUUCACAGCCAAUCAUGUGAGUUCUUGUAAAGACCUAGACCGACUUUUACUCGCCGUUCACUCGUAUCCGUUUUUGUUUGAAAACGGAGAUUUUUUUCCUCCGGUUUGGCUUACCGUCCACUUGUAUUCGGUGAAAGCGGUCACCGAAAACUCAUCUUUUAAAAAACUCUCUCUCUAGAGUGAAGAUUUUUGAGAGCGCCGUUUUGCUGUACUAGUGUGGGUGGAAGAAAACGGUGGUUUAUGGAAACGAUUACGUGACGGUGUUAGAUCCAGCUCAGAUACCAGCUGAGUAAAUGCUCAUGCUUCCGUCAAAAAUGGUAUCGUUUUCACACACUAUUGCGUUUUCGUACGAAUGCGGAUUGUUUUUUUUUGAAAACGUUAUCUCCGUUUUUAGCGAAACAAAAACGAGUACGUGGGAUCACGGCCGUUAAUUUAACACGAGACUCAAUUUUACAGUGACGAAGAAAAUGCCCGUCCAUCAUGUUCAAUAAAAUAAUUAACAAUUAAUGAAUGCGGCUUUCGUAGGAUAUGAAGAAUUAAGCAGAUCGAGGAGGGUGCUAUCGACUUCCGCCUUUGACCUCGGUGGAUAACACCCUCCGAGAUCUGCUUAAUUCUUCAUAUCCUACGAAAGCCGAAUUCAUUAAUUGCUUUAUUAUUCAUUCAAAAUAGUUCCUAGUUUAAAAACAUAGCUAAAACAUGCUUACCUGCAUCGAUGUUAAGUUUAUCUUCGAUAGUGUACGGUGAGAUUUGUCCAGCUCCGUAAAUAUUCUCCAAAUAGCAGAUGCCGCCCUCCGAGUUGUCUUCUUGCUGUUUUUAUGUUUUUAGCCAUUAUUUCGCCUAGUUCCAGCUGUAGUUCUUACUCUUGAAACGAUUGACGUGUCCGCCAUUUUAGCUUUCACAACGAAAACAACUCAACCUCGUUCCCAGGUCUUCUCGGUUAACGGUGCAUUAACCUGUAGGGGACUGCAUUUUUGACGUCAUUUUCUCGUUAAACACAAAAUUCUUCCAAAUUUGGUCAUCAUUAACUGGUUAUGGUGAAUUAUGCGUGUGCUUUUAGCCAAUCAGAAUUGGGGAAAUAUUUUGCAUGAAUAAUAACGUUACUUAAAGAAUUCUAAAGCGCAUUCGGCACCAUUUUUAAGCGCUUCCUUAAUAUCGACAGAACAACUUAUAUCCUAUAGCCUCUUGUUCUUCUCCAUUGCACACUAACAAUUUGAUAGGCUGAGAAAACAGCCGACUUUUCGCGCCGCCACCGGUGGUUGGCCCGCAAAAUGACGUUUAAGAACAUGCCUUGAGUAGUGGCACGUCAUGUAUGGAAUUUCCGCGUUCGUUUUUCUAACGUCAUUUCGCUGGAAAACCACCUGUGGCGUCGGGAAGUGUCGGCUGUUCUCUCAGGCUAACAAACUGAAAGUCUUGCACUGCCUUUUGAUCUUAGAGUUUUUUGUCCUAGAUAAACGAAAUCCUUCGCGAAGAUCCUUUGAGUUGUGACGUCACAUGUCCGCUGAACCUGAACAAAGAAAGUAAGUUGCCAAGAGUUAUUUACAGUUGAUUUUAUAAUUUAGCAAUUGUUUCGUUUUUCAUUACGCUUUUUGUUCGCUAAACGAAAGAGAGUUAGUCUCACGCCGGCGACGGCAACGAAAACGUAAAAAGAGUGGAUCAAUUUAGGUUUCUGUUAAACUGCCAACCUACCCCUCCCCUAAGCCAUCAUUUUGCCCUACAUGAGAAGUAAGUGUUAAUGUUAGCUUAGCGGAGGAGUAGUUGGGCAGUUUCCCAAAAACCUAGAUUGAUCCAAAAGAGCAAUAGUUUGAGGCCCCGUUUACACGGGUCCGGACAAAUUUUUGAACGGACAAAACCUUGCGCAUAUCCGCCUUUUGUUUACUGUAGGUUGACCGAUUAAACCAUUAUGCGAUCGAAUGCGUCGCCCUUCGGGCGACGUUCGUUUUCACCAAGCAUUAGGUAAUAUUUACCGGAUUUGUAACACGAUCGCAUGGCGAUUUGAUUAGUAAUGGUCUAGAUAUUUUCUGGAACUACAUAAUAGUACUUGGCUAUUCACCUCCGAGCUAGCCAAUCGGCAUGCGCGAAAAGUACUCAUAUGCCUCCUUAGUACCUGUGCUAACAUAGAGGGUGGCUCUCUCCAAAAUGUUCUACAAUUGGUAUAGGUUUUAAUGGAGCCAAAACCAAUUGUGGAAUUGCACAGAUUUAGUCAUCAAACUGGAGAACAGUUACGACUAAUAGUUAUUUCGAGCAACAACAAUUUCCAGUCUCUCCCCUUUGAAACACUUGCGUAGUACAAUACUAACUGGCGUAUUUAGUCUAGCGCGCUUAGCACAGGCCCCAUAAGAUUUUGUUUAUCUCUUGCUUAGUACUGAAGCCAGGUCAAUAAUUUCUUUUUUACAGCUGCUGUUGUGCAAACGGGAGAGGAAUGGGCCGAGCUGGCAGUGCUUACUUUCCUUAACAUGUGUACUGACAAAGAACUGGGCAAAGGGGAAGCAGUAAGGUACAGUUUCACUACCGCAAUAAGUUAAGGCUUGGAGGCGGAGUGAGAAUCGGAGUCGUAAUCAGAUACUGAACCAAUCGCAAAUCGUGGGAACGAGCAUUGUGAGUGGCUGAUCCUUCCGCUUCUGCUUUAGCCUGAGUAGCUGGCGGUUUUGUUUGUUGAGCUCGCAAAUGAGCGGUGAAGGCUCGAAGAGAAUGGGCGGAAACAAGGAGGAAUCCUAGCGCUCGCUGCGCCUGCGUUCUCGCAGACUCUAAAACCAAACAAAACGCCAGCUACGCAGGCCGUUACUUCUACUUCCGACCGUGACAAUCUGGUUUUAACAUGAUCGUCAGCGAUGGAGUCAUAUAGCGGGCUCGGAAGAAAAUGGAAACUUGCUGACUCUGCUUACUCCGAUUUCGCCGCGUUUAUCAUGGCAAUCAGGGUAGACUGAUUUUUGAUUCUUCCUCAUCGUGUUUUCUCCCAUCAAACUGGUUCGUUCGAGUGCAAGCAUUAAUUUAUUGAUAAACUGAUGGUCAUAACCGAUCCUGCUGUAGGAAGCGCACGGCUAUUAGACCUGGUUGGAAACUAUAUCCUAGCAACAUGCCGCUCAUGUUCAACAAAGAUCUUACUCAAUUGAUGCCAAUCUCGUCCUCAGAGCCUGCGUUACCCUUAUCCCGUAGAACGGACAAUGUAAGUUUUCCUUGGUGCUGAUCAAAAGGAUCGCAGCCUCUGGGAACGAGAUUGCAAUUGAUGCCGUCUUUUUCUUUAUAGCAAGCGAAAGAAAGGCUCUGCUGGCAGGGUCUAUCACAAAGGGAAUGAUAAAAAAAGUUACAAGUAAAAGUAAUUCAUUAUUAUUUUAUUCAUAGCUUAGGGUUAUGUUCGCCAUCUGAACGAUCGUAGCGAUCGUAACGUUGACAACCAGGCAAAAUGAUGACAAAACGAACUUGUUUUUCUUUCCCACAGCUUGUGUAACACAAUUAUGUUCGGCGUGGGUCCUGCUGAUGAUCCUCGUGAUGGUGUAUUGCUAGAUGAGGUAAUCCAAGAAGAGAGAAAAUUAGCAGUAUCAAGUGAUCCCGUGGAUAAACAGUAAGACAUCGCUCUACCUCUAAAGCAGACGCAAUUGGCUGAGGGUUAUUUAUGCUGUAUCAAGUGCAGUUACAAUAUCUUUACCUUGUUAGCGGUCUGAUUGGUUGAUCACUCUGACAUAAAGUAUCCCGGGUAACAGAGACUUUCCAUGCGUGGUUUCCGGUUUCGGUCAGUUCUUGAUAUCGCAGCGGUCGAAGAUGUGCCGGCGUAAAGCCGACGCCGAGACAUUCUGCUGCGCACGAGAGGUACCCAAGGUAUGAAAUAGAAAGAAACGGAAAAACUGCUUACCCUGCCCAGUUUUGCGCAAAGUUAGUGGUCAAACGUGAGUACAAAAGCGACGGUCCGUCUAUACAUGUUUAAGUUUUCCAUCCCAAAAUUUCUGUGAAAAAUGCAUUUGCUAAUUGCUAACUUGGUAGCUAACUUGAAAUGAAAAUCGCUUGUUUAAGCUCCCAAAUUUUCAACGAGAGCGUUUUGCACGCUCAAUAUGUCGGUGCAUACAUCUGCUCCAGCCAUUUUUUUUCCACUGGAGUCCUGUUAUUCCCAUGAAAUUAGGAAGCUUGAUCAAUGACGGCGGCGACGCAAAUUUCCCCGUCGUAAACGGCCGCUGCCAGUUGUUGAGUGUUUCUGUUAAAAAGAAAUAAAAUAGCAGUCUAGGGUCGAACCCGGACAUUUCUAUUCUAAUCUCUCUCCCUAACCAUAAAAAAUCACACUACCACACUGACCCUCCAAAAUUCCAAUCGAUCGGUCUGUUGUCACAGUUAAACAGUCGUUUAUUGUUAGUCAAAUUUUAGUUUUAAAUCUUUCAAAAUAGGAUCCGAGUGAGCAUCAAAAGUUGAGUUAGAGAUAAUUCUGACGACUCGCUUUUGUUUUUGUUUUGCACUUUUAUCACGCGUUUUUGUACACUUCUUUGCUGUUGUUUCACGAUUUCUUGUUUUAUGGAAGACGUCAACGCAAGACAACAAUUUUCUAUUUUUUUCUGAACUUAGACACAGUCCUUAAGAAUCAGCUCCAGAAAAAUUCCCCAACACUUGACAAGUUGAAUGAAAAAGAAUGAGAGUUAUGAAGUUUGGGGCAGAGCGAAUUCAAUUUUCAAGUGACGUUUUCUUUUCGUCUUCUUUUCUUGUUUUGAGUCAAGAUUGAUGAUGAUAAGCCCUUCUUUCCAUUUAAGUUUAACUGACUCGAAGGGGAGAAGAAAAGGAAGAAAAAUGAAUAAAAUUUGAAAUUUCGUCUGGAUUUAUUGUUUUACCAUCGGCCAUAGUUUUACCGCUGAAAGAUGUGAAUUUAACGAAGUUCAUCUUCUAGAACUGUUGGCUGUUUAGCUGCCCCCAAUACUGGGGAAUUACUGUGGACUUCAUGAAAAAAAAAAGUCGCUACAGCUGGAAAGAAUCUAAGGCUACUUCCAGACGAUCCGGGUAUUUUUGAAACCGCAAUCGGCCACACGAAACCAGUGAAUCCUGACACCGAAACUGCACUCAAGAACGGUUUUAGGCCCCGUCCACACGGAUCUGGAUAGAAAAUAUACGGUUUCAUUACUGUCCUGAUUCGUGAGAACAGGACCUAAACUUCCCAACCUUUCCCUAUAUGACAAUAAAAUAAUUUAGCAGUUAUAUAAUAAUAUAAGUGCUAUAUAUGUUUUGGUCGACACUGGUACAAUGUAUGUAUGCUGUCAACCGAAACAUUUCAUCCGGGCAAACCCUGUGGAUGCGUAUUUUACACAACAAAGCACUUUAAAGUAGUCUCUGUUCAGGGGAGACGUGUUUAUGAGGGCAGUUUUAGUUUUACUUGCCUGAGGGAAAACUUCACGAUAUAUUUUACUGACUUAAAUUGAGUUACUGGUGUAAUCCAGAGAAGCCUAUUUAGUCACCCUUCCUGUCCCCCCUCCGCUAUGAGGUUAAAGGCUAACAAGUAUUGACAGUGACAGUCAGUUCAAAUGAUGCAAUACACGUGGUGACUUUGAACAAAAGUCUGCAGUUAUCUGAAAUAUAUCCUUUGUAUUCAACUGAAAGUAAGUUAAGGACAGAUCGUCCGGACAACUCGGCCUGCUUACACAUAUAAACUAAGAGGCAAGUGAAGAGACAAUUAUUAACUUGAAUUGUUUCACUCUCUGCGGGCUAAAAAAGAAAGGAUUUUAUCAUGGUAUUUUCUGCUUCAGGUAUUUCCCGCAUUUCGAUCUCGCCAAGCCUCCAGUUAUCCAGAGCAAAUUAGGAGAACGUUUCAUGGAUUGUAAUGGGAGUCUCAGAAGACUGUUUAUUAAGAGAUACAGAGCCGUGUUUGACAAGUAAGAUAGACGUAAUUAUUAACCUUCUCACUGACACAACGAGGUUUGUCUUUCCUAGUUUCUACCAAUCGGGCUUUGAAAGGCCACAAGGCACAUGAUGAUGAUGUUCGGAGACCACUUUAUUUUUAAGCUGCUAGGGCUGAGAUGUGACCAGAACCUCACUGCUUCUCACGACAUGAUUGGGCAAUCUUAUAUAACAAACUAGCUAACUAACCUGAUAAAUAAAUGCAUCACAAUCGAAUUUUACCGACGCAAUCGAACUUUACUAACUCUGGAUUUGUAACCCAAAUAAUCUAGCUUAACCCCGUUGUUUUGACACCUUAGUUCAAAGGCUAUGUAAAAGACUUUUCACGGGCGCAGUGGUGUUUUAUUGUUUUGAACGAGUGAACUCCUAAAAAGCAUUCACGCUCCAUAUUGUGUCUUUUUUCAGAUUUCAGUACUGGAAAGGAGUUCCAACAAGUAUGCCUUAGUCAGGAAAGAGUUAAGUUGUGUAGAUAAACAUCAUUUGUACAAAAUGUCUUCUGUUUGCAGUAGUUCACUUAAACUUCAUCGGAGAAAAGGAAUACCAACUAUCGAUCGUUUCACUUCCAUGAUAUUUGUCUGUCUUUAAAAAUUAAUGAAGAAGAGGUUGGCUGUACUCGCAGAAUGCUUGCUAAUUGAAGAAACGUGUGAGCAAAAGUUGUAGAAAAUAGGCGAGACAAUACUUGCACCUGUUGCUAACUGAAUAUGGGCAUCCACUCUGCUACUUUUUGCUAACUGUGUGUGUUUAAAAUGUUUUUGGGUCAAGAGGUGCUUGGUAUUGACUUUAUUCUCGCCGGUGCGAAGUUUUAUUCAUUUUAACUGUAUUUAUGGCCAUGGUAAUAUAUAUUUUCGAUUUAUAACCUUUCUUGACGCUGGUUCAUCCACUAGCAUUUUGAUGUAAAUCUUAAAUAAAAUAUCUUCCGUUUCAUGUUUAGGUGAUGUUGAAUACCUUUGUCAUUUGAACUAAAACAUGAAAUGUCAAUAAACGCCAUAAAGUAAAUUGUGUUAGAUAUUUUGUAACUGGGAAAGUGUAAAAAUUGGCUGUUGUUAGAGACAUGUUUAGGGACGGGGAUAGGAAACAUGUGGAGUAUGUCUGAGGUAAGUAUUGAGAAGAGGUUUUUUUUCUUUUCAAAUUCUUGCACGGACAGUCCCUUACUCUAAAGCAGAACCUUUUUUACAAGGUGACCCGCUUGAUGUGUUUAAUGCUAAUGGCUUAAAAGCUGAUACAUUAUUAUGUUUUUCCUUUUGCGUCGCCCGAACAAGGUCUUAACACGUACCGAAAAGAAAUUUCACCUAGUUUACGUAAGUCAAUUCCUCUUGCUGUGCUUCAGUUGAAAAAGAAAAAGAAAAAAGAAAAAUCUGAAAGAAAAGAAUAACUAAAAUCGCCAAAAAUUUGUCCGUUAUGUAAACAUAUAAUCAACCUUUAAUAAGCCAUUUUGUAUUCUGCGAAGCAGUUUGAAAAUGACCGUCAUUAAAUUGUGGACUCUUAAGAACCGUUUAAAGCUUCUUACAAUUUACCUUUUCAUGGGUUCAUUUUUAUACCUCUGGUCUAUUUCUUUCAUGUAGCAACAUAAAGAGAUAAAUCCUUGUAUGCCCUUUUACCUGUUGUACCUGUUCACCGACAUUUGAAAUGACGGGUGCCUUGUAAGGAGUCUGUGUUUCAAAUUCUUCAUGAUCUGUAUUGUUGGAAAUGUGUUCCGAAUAGAACUGUCCUUUUUUAGGUUACUGUUAAACGUUUUUCAACCUUGGAAAACCUUACUCGGUCCAAAUAAGCCUGAAAAGGUUAUGUUUGUAUCGAAGUUGUUUCUCUUUUGGAUCGAAACUCACCAACCAUGAGCGAGGUCCUUACCAUGGUGGUACAAAUAGUUUAGUCAGUAAAUCGACACUUUCGCCCCGAUGAAGACUUGCAGUACGCUGUCGAAACGUCGUGAACAAUAUCUAUAUGACAAUAUGACAAUCGUGAGACAAACGAUUAACGAAACCCUUUAUACACAUUACCCACGAUGAACAAUAUCUUUCAUGACAUUGUUUCUCUUUGUAUCACCUUUCUAAGAUGUACUUGUUUAUCGGCUAGUUUCUAAAGAGGUGGCUCUGCAAAUGGCCUUUUUUUCCUUGUUUUUGCUAGCAAGUAAUUAAUGGUCAAGAUAAUGCCUCGUUUGCACUAACUUUUUGUUUCUCUGUAGAAUCGACGUCAACCAAGCGAUUUGGUAUAGAAACGAAGGUUAUCUUAAUUUUAUGUUUUAGCAUUCAGUUAUUGUACUUUAAAGACAUGGGUGAUAUGUGAAUACGCGGGAAUAUCGGUAAUCGAAAAGUAUGCAUUCAACAAGCAACGCUAAGCUGAAGCGUAAUGAUAUAGAAAAGAAAACAUAUUAAAGCACUUGAAAUUAAGGAAAUUGCAGUUUUCAAGUGCUCAAAGUAGAAACAGUUGGAUUUGAAAAAAAAUACUAUAUUCUUCAAUAUAUCCUUAUUGUUACAGCAAUGGUGCUUUAAUUUUAAUUACAGUGAAGUAAGUUGUAUCAAAUAGCAAAACAUCAUGCUUAAAGGAAUGACUUUUGUUGUAAUACCAUUCCAAAAGGGGUGAUAUUAUUUGUAUGUUCGAAAACAGGCAAUAUAUUUUAUUACCUAAAAUAAUGCUAAGAGUUCGGAUUAGUUCCACUUUGGCGCGUCUUGCACAACCUGACAAGAAACGUCUGUAUCACCCGACUAUGUCAGUUUUAUUUAGAUGAUAACAUUUCGACGAGUAACUUUUUGAAGUGUUAAAGCCCUUUAUGGGUAGGAGAUCGAUACGUCCCAUUUUCAAUUUGCGUUGGGUUGAUAUUCAGGUAUAAUCUGCAAAAUGCGCUAUUGUGCUGGUUCUUUUCUCUGUUUCUGGCUUUAUUUUAUUUUAUUUUUGUUGUUAUAUUAGUAUUCCAAGUGAUACAAUUCAUUGGUUAACCCACGCCUGAACGUGGUGAAUUUUUACUUGAUUUUCCUUCCGAGGUUGCAUUUUUCCCAUAAUCUGUUCCAAAAUAAUGAGGGAAAACUAAACUAUAAAAACACAAGCACAUAAAUGUAAGUCAGUUACAUUUACCUUUAACAAUUUGCGAUUCGCUUGGAAUUCCUUACUGUUGAUGUUCACUUUUCCUUGCGAAUUUAAUUCCUCGGUUCCCUUUGCUUAAAAGCAAGAAUGAAACCUUAAGUCUCAUUUUUCUUGCUAAAGAAACAAUCAAACUAUAGAAGGAGUUUGGUUCAUGUUGAAAAUCGUGUGUUUAAGGGCAUCAGUACUAUGUUUUAAAUAUUUGAAAUUCCAUGUUAUUUAUUGCCUCAAUAGUUCCUAUCCAACAUUUUCAGGUCCUGUCUAUUUAACUAUAGUUGUUUUGUAAUCAUGCGGCUACAGCGUAUGUUAAGUCUUAGUUGUAAAAUCCGUCUUUGCUAGCAGAGAUAUAUUUUUAUCUGCUUUUCAGGAUACACUUUCCGUACAUCUAGGCUCCAUGUACAAGAGAAUCGGGUCGAGUCAUAAAACGCUCCUUUUUUUCAGGAGAAACUUUCGCUUCUCAUCAAUUGAUACAUCUUGAUUAAGAACUAGUGGCAUUGUGAUUUUCAAACACGUUUGGGCCUCUAAAAUCUUUGUCAAAAAUAAGCGAAUAACGGAAAUGUAUAUCACAAUAUAGAAAAAGCAAGAUUGAGGUUUUUUUCAAACAAAAACGCUGCUCUUUAAAUUAAUUUAAAAGAAACAGUUCGCCACCACCUAGAAAAUAAUCUUCAAUCAGGACAAAACAAUAUUCGUUUGAGUGUGACGGUUAACACUUAGUAUUUUUCAUGUCGCAAAGGCAUAACCGUAAGGAGCUCUUUUAACUCUAAAACCGGCUUAGAUUGAUACGCUGACAUUCAUCAUGCAAUACAGACCAGUGAAUGUGUUAACCGAAUCCCGCCGUAGUAUGAGCAUUCAAAUGAACCUACUAUAAAGAUAAAGAAAAGGUAUUGAAAAAGGUCUUGAACUUUGAUUUUUGACUAUCUCGAAGUUUAAUAGAAAAGCUGCAAUGUUAAUGGAUGACGAUAGUCGAAGCAACUCAGGUAGCCUGAGCUGUCUCCACAACCUCCCUCCCCCCCCCCAAACUUUUCUUUAUUAAAUACUAUGGACUCGAAGAGCAGAAUGAUAUUCUUUGUUGUUGCUGCUGCUGUUGCUUAGUAGUAAACACAAAAAGCCUUUUUUUUCUAUGAAUGACGUCCUUUAACUUAAAUUGCGAAAAUUCCAACUGACCAGACAAAAAAAAAAACACUUGGAGUCGCUUAAGAAGUUUCGUUUAAGUGGACGGACUAAAGCACCAAGCCAGAACUGCACGCCAAUUUCUUCUCAUAACUCAAUCUGGGAGGAAAGGUAUAAGGUCACCAGUAGCACCAAGAUUGCUGAUAGGUAAUUAGUAAUGAUGCUAAAUUUUACUGGCGCGGACAUAUCUUAAGAAAAAAAUAUAAUAAAAUAGUAAUAAUAAAAUAAACACUAUCCUUUUAAUUUUCCAUUCGAUUUUAGAGAAGCGAGUUUUCCUGAAAUAAAACAAUUACUUGAAAAAUGAAAAGAAACCUUGAAUAUGCAAUACUUUACCAGUUAUAUUUUGAGGGUAUGUAACAACUAAUUAGUAGCACAAGGAACACGACUUCUAUUAGGCAACUAAUCAUUUAAUAAAAUGCCACCAUCUCUACAACCGCAAACAAAUUGCAAUUAGCAACUUGAAAACUUUCCAAAGUCUAUUCACUUGAGGUUUAUAUGAAUGCCAAAUUUGAAAACUGAUAUUGUAGAUUUUUUUGAUAAAAGGUACGUCAAAAGGAAUAUGAUAAAUAUAAGGAAUUGCAUGAAAAUCAUAUCAUAUAGACACAAGCAACCGUUGCUAAUCAUAAUUUUAAAAGACGACGAAAGCUUUAAAUGGGUGCAUUUUAGAAAGAAAAAAGCGACUGAAUAUAUUGUCGAAAGUUUAUUGAUAAAAUAAUAUAUUUUUUAUUUCGCUUUUUCUCUGUGAUUAAUGGAUUUUCUACAUUUCAAUUAGAUAAGCAUUUUCAAGAUUUCUUUAUGCUGUCCUAAAUGCCAAUGUAAUUCAAAUAGAGAUACACCUUAUUGAAAGUUAUGCAGUUGCGAAGACUUUUCAGUUGACAAAAAUACUGUGUACACUUUCUAAGAAAUUAUCUGCUCUGAAUUAAAGGCAGUGAAAUAUAUUAGAGGUUAAAAGAAGGAAUCGAUAGCUGCAUCAGUUACAGAUAACCUGCGUUCACGCCAUACUUUUAGAAUAAGGUGUCUUACAUCUUAUUCAUAAACUCAACGGGAAACUAUUCUAGAAUGAAAAUGCAAGUCAAGAAAUUGAAUGUUUUAAAAAGAGAGCACUCUCCAUUACCACUAUUACAAGAGCAAUACAUAUUUAGUAAAAAUCCACACUUGUAUUAUUUCAACAUCUCACACUGUCUACUGAUAUUAAGAGUCUCACAAAGGGUUAUCGAUUUAAGUUACCAAGUUACAGUAAUUAAAGUCUAUGUGGCUUUUCAUUGUGUCAUUCUUGAAAAUAAUUCUAGUUUUCAAUUUAGAUACAAGGUACACUGGACCGGACCCGCGAAAAAUGAUCUUUGAUGAAAGGAAAAACUAGUUUACUAAGUGAUUUUUACAAAGCAUGCGUAUAAACGGUGGAGUUAACAUUAGUCAACAGAAGCUUCGUUGCUUUAUUACUUUUUUCUCCCUUCAGAACCCAUGUUUAGAAGCCUGUUUCCGUUUUUCAUGGCGUUGGAAAAAGCAUGUAUUUUUUUUUUUUUUUCAUGUUAUUGUGUUAAGCUGAAACGAAAUCCUUUCUCUCCAGAGUGUGUCAAAAAGCAUAUUAACAACAACUACCGCAAGAAGCGAAGAUAUAAAAAUCAGUUUUACUCCUGCCGGUAAAUAUACCAGGUGUUUCCAAACUUUCCCAAAUAAAUUUAACCACCUGAUAUUUUUAAACACUUAUAAAUUCAUGAAAGAAAACCAUUUCCCCUGUAUUCCUCGAGGAACAACAAGUAAGAAUCUUACCAUAAAUUGCCACAAUAAAAUGGUUAUUUUAUGCUGAAUUGGUUUACCUGCCCGUAUGAAAGGCAGAGGGCUUCGUGCGCCAAUGCAUUUUUAGAAUGUGAAGAACGCAAACGUUCGUUUUUAAUUUAAAGAUAUCAACAGUUAAUUUUUGAAGUCAAGCCUUGUGAGCGAAUGGUUGCUUCUAUUAUUUUGAUAUCUUUUGUUAAUAUUUUGUGUUAUAUGAUACUGCCGCCCUGUACUUUUCUUUCAGGUAAACAAUAUAGCUUAAGGCGUAAAAGAAUAAUACAUUAUUUUGUUUUCGUCCGUCAACCAUUUAAGCCGAUUCAACGCUUCCGAUAUGAUGCGAUAGCUAUAACUUGAAAAGUAAAAACUGUUAUUUGACAAGAGAUGGAAACUGUUGCAAUUAAAAUACGAACUAGUAAUAGGUUACUUGUAUAGAAAUGAAGAUAAAUGCUAUAAAUGCAUUGUUUCUUUAUUCAUUUUUUAGUUCGUAUUAGACAACAUGCCAACAGACAUAUCACCAACAGUUUCAGUCAAUAAAAAUAUUGCAUUUUUACAAGAACUUUUCAGGUGAGAUUGUACUUGAACAAUUCUUGGCUGGCGUAUUCAUACUGAGAGAUUUCGCUUAGUAAUUUUCGAUUAAAGGUUUAUUCAGUGUUAAUUUGCGAAUGUGCUCCUUGUGAAGUCAUUGCUGAAAUUAAAGUUGGAACGUUUCUCUGAGCGCCAUCUGACUCGCUUUCCUUAUUUCCCUCCCCAAAAAAAUUAAGCAAAAACCUCAAAACGUCGUUAUAUGAAUCACGUUUUCUUUUAUCAAGGUUUCUUGUGAUUAAAAGGCCUGAAAAUCGCUCAUCCUUCAUUCUAAUAAAAUAAGAAAAUUUCAUAACUGUUUCACUUGCCUUCGAGUGACGCUGUCCAACUCGUUUUAAAAUUUCUUAUUGUGAGAUUGCGCUUUGAGGCUCCUACAAUGUUCUGUUCCCUCAAUUUAUCUCAACCAAAGUUUUCGCCAUGAGUGGAUUACUCCCGUUAAAACUGAAAUCAACCUCUGGCUUAAGAUUUCACAGUGACCUCAACACUCAAUUUGUGAAUAGCGAAGUGUUGGUUGUUGUAUUGUUGUGUCAUGACAUUAAUUCUGGUAUCUGUUCUCUCUGAGACAGGUAGGAGAUUUGUUCGCUAGAUCACCUUUAUUACCCUUUUGAUAAAUUGCAACUUUGCUUACACCACAGGAGUGCUGACUAUCCUCAAAUUAACAGUGUAGGUAACAGUUUACUCGCAAAAUGUCUAUUUAACAGUGAAAAUUGAUGUAAUGUGACAUUCUAAUGUUUGACGAAGUAGUACUUGUCAAAUUUAUCAUGCAACAGUGCUGUGAAAUUCACCUAUUUACCUUUUUCUGGAGGCAAUAAAACACGUACGGGUGCUUCAAAGUUAUAUGAAAUUUAUAAAUAGAAUACACUGCGAAUAUAUUUUUUUGUACAUAACAUCUUCGUUAAUUCCUGAAGGAAUGUCCUUGAUAGGCAUAUCAAUUUAAGAUAAAGCUGAGUGAUACAAAGACAUAUUUUUUACAAUAAAAAUUUGCACAGAUGAAAUUAGUCUUUAAAAGCAGUGUUCAUCUUUCGUUGUGCAUCUAUUUCUUUAAUGGGGUAUGUUUGGCCCCAGCUGACUUUGUGAAGCCAUAGGGCACUGUCCGUAUCCAUAAUAAGACUUGUAAUACGAAGUUUGAAACGCAGAAAGCAUUGGUGUCUUCUCGGGGACUCGUUCGGGCAAUGUGUGCGCUUGAUAGCCAGGAUUUUGUGGAACACGGGUCACUGGAACAUGGCUAUGAUGGUACUCGCCGGGUGAGACGUGAGGGUCUUGCCCAUGGCUGGAAAGAGCAUAUCCAGUUGGAACAUAUGGACGUUUAGGUGCACCUGCAGUCGAAGCUCCUACAAUUGGCACCACAAAUGUUUCGCUGUACGGUGGAGGAACGUGUGGGCUGAGAUAAUGGUGCACUGGGUAGCUGUAGCUAGGCGAAAUGGCGUCAAAGUUAGAGCUAUACCCAAACGUAGCAUAUGUAUCUUUGCUACGGGCACUUUUGUUCUUCCUUCGACGAGGUUUGUAAGAAUAGUCAGGGUACUUUUGGCUGUGAAUCGAUCGCAGUCGCUUGGCUUCCAUGAUGAAGGGCUUCUUUUCUUCGUCGCUCAACCGGCUCCAUUCGGCACCAAGGAGUUUGCUUAUUUCACAGUUAAGCAUGUUCGGGUACUUUAGCGCGAGUUUGCGACGUUCAGUACGUGACCACACCAUGAACGCAUUCAUUGGGCGUUUGAUAUGCUCGUCUGAUUCUGCCAUGUUGAUUUACGUCUGCGGAGCCGGGCUAGUCGGUGCUUAGUUCUUGGGCGUUAGCUAAUGACUUCAGCAACAAUCACUUCUGAUAGAGUGACUUGAAGGAAAUGCACGUCUUAAUGAAUAACCAAUCUAACAGUAAAACCUUGCUCUGACCUACAAGGCGUUAUGUAAGGGCGUAGUUAAUUUCGUACCUCGGCCUUUCAGGUUCGCGUGUCGGUCAGUGGACAACACUGAAGCACAAUCCAUCUAAUGCCACUUCGAAUUUUUGGUACUUGAUAUAGGAGAGGCUAAACAAUAAAUUCAAUGAGGUUUUGAAUAAUUUAUAUCUUUCUGCGCGGGGAGGCAAGCGCGCGGGGAUCAGCUGCAUGGAUAUGAAAUACAGCUGGCUUGUGCUAUACAAUAGCUUUUUAAUGGGCAUAAAUUUUCUUCAAAAUAACAAUUUAAAUACCCAAACUGUUGUACAAAUUGUAAAACUGCUAAUUUUAAAGUAAUCGUCAUCGUCAUCACGAUAAGUGAUAUCGGAUAUGGCGUUAAGAAGUGAAUUUGGUUAUUCGAAAGGACAUCUCCGAGUAUGUAACAGUCAGUAACCAUAAACGAUGGAGUCGAAUGCGAAGUAUUUAAAACAAAAAAAGCGAUAUACUUGUAAAGGUACUAUUUACCUUUUGUCAGUACCUUUAACUAUUCCUGAUACAUUUCAUUUUCAUCUUUUGUGUUUUGGUAUUCAAUAAACGAAUGACAGCACCAUAUCAAACUUUGGGUUGCCAUUUUUGUUUGACAAUAGAACAGCUUUUUCGCUCCUUUUACGGCCUUUUUAAUUGUUUUAACGGAUUAGGCUUCAUUGUUCGUAAAACGAUGGUUAAAAAACUCCUCAACAGGGGUUGAAAACUUCCCUGGGAUCUGACAUAAAAGCUUUUUUGUCAAAAAAGAGAAAAACGCAGAAAUUGAACUGUAACAAUAGACAAAGUGUACGCGGCGUCGGUCAAGAAAUACAGUGUUUGAAGAAUAAGUGAGAAUAAAAUAAACACAAGCAGAGACAAAGGGACUUAAAGUUCACUAACAUAUGUCAUGAAGAUAAAUCAUGAAAUUCUCAAUUGUAAAUUAAAAAUGAAGCCGGUAAAUGUUACUUUUUAGGAGAUCGAAGAAAUAAGUAAUUUUAAAAACUUAACGCCUUUUGCCCUGAUGCUAAAAUUUACCUAAAUUUUAAGGAGGUAUCAUUUAAGAGCGUACCCGUCGUUAAAUUUUUACCCCUCAUCCAAGGCGAUGGGAUGGCUGUUUAUGUAUGGAAAUCAAUUUAUGGACCUCCACGAUUCAAAUUGAAAUGGACUGCCUUGAAUCACAUCAAACUGUGAGGUAAAUUUGCCCUGAUAUUUUCAAUAAAAAGUCUUCUUUUGGAGGAGGAUACAGAUAUGCAAGAUUUACAAAUAUGACCGAUGUAAGGCUGACAGCAAAUCAAGGAGGUUCGUCCCUCGUUGAAAGGCAAAUUAUCAAGAAUUCAUUGUUGUCAGUGGUACCUGCUUGCCGUCUUUUCAUUUAACGAGCGUGUACAAAGGCUAAAUAAGCAUAAUUAAUAAGCAACGAGACAGCACUGUCGAGAUGCUUUCUUAAACAAGAUUUAUCAGUCCCUACUAGGGAAACGUGAAAGACGUUUGCACGCCAUUUUUGAACAAAAAUUUUGCGUAAGACUGGCGAAUUUCACGGCAGAUCCAUAGUUUUUCGGCUAUUUCGCAAUGACUAACUGCGAAAUAAGUUUAUUUUAUAGAACAGUUGUUAAUUACACGUGAUUAAACAAGGAAUCACUUUUUUGCUAAUUUGAAUCUCAUUUCAAGACAAAGUUGUUUUCAUCUCCAGUUUCCAUUAUCGUGUACACAAAGACAUCACCUACACAAAGGCAAGCCUCUAGGGCAAUAUCAUUUCCUGUAUUACUUGUUUAAACAUUUCAGAAUUUUGUGUAUGUCUAUUUUCUUUGGCACGAGGAUACAUGAGAACAUUUUUCUUUACAAAUAUAGUAAUAGAGUAUACAAUUUUAACUUUCUUGUGGGCUAAGCCAUCGAUACAAUUAAAUUCUUCGUAAAUCUCGAAAUAGCAGAAAAAUUGCAUUUUUUAAACUUUGCCCACGUGCUUGGUUCAUGAAGCAGGUAUACAGAUUGAUUGUCAGUCAGUUGUUGUAGAAUUUUUAUCUUCUUGUUUUCACCUACAUUUGGAAGAGUAAACAUGUUUUUGAAAGGCCUUUCUUGACUUAUCCGGCCUAAAGUUUCAAAUAAUUGUGUCAAGCGAUGCGUGCCUUAAUGUUAAAUGGUUCGUUGAACAGUAUUGAAUACUUUGAUUUGUUGAGAAAAUCUUAAGUGAAGUCAACGUUAAUGCUUUAAGUGCCUUAAGUUGACAAUUGGCACAAAAAUGUGUGUGACUGGAAUUCUACAGCUUAAACCGCUUUAAAGUUAGGACUUGUUGGAAUAUUGUAUUUAACCCUAUUUCAGUUUUACCAGGUUGUUGCAAAGUUAAAUAAUAAAUUGACACCAACAAUGUGUGGCUAUAAACACCAUAUUAGCGCACGCCCUUUGUGCCAACUUAAAGGCUCCCGUUUAGUAGAAAAUCAAUAUAACCAUGGAAAGCUUUGAAGGGAGCAAUUUAAAAACUAUGCUUACCCAACAGGCAGGUUGAAGUUAUAAGUUCGAGUUUCAUGCGACUAAGAAGAAACGUGCUGUUUGGACCCAUUACAAAGACAUAUGGAAAAAUAUGUUUUAGGGAAAGUGAUAAUGGACGGUUCAAGGUUUGAGUUGUUUGUGGUUCUGUUUUUCAAGUAAUAUUUUCUUCAUUGGUUUAUCGUUUUUAUGGCUAAAGGCUCUGACCGCACCGUAAUUCGCGAUUAAUUUAGCUUGAAGGCUCAUUUCAUGUCAUUUAAAUUCGAUAUUUUCAACACUGUCAGUUAUAUUUGUUUUUGCAUCCUAUGUGAGUUUUUGAUCCACUGUCUUUUAGUAUCUUAUAUGUUUUAUUACCAUUUUAAUUAUCGGUUACUCUUAUUAAAUAUCUGGCUGUGCUAUUCGUUGCUUUUGGCAACCAUGGCAUUCAUUCAUUUUUUACUAAAGCUACUUGCAAAGUUAAUGUAGCGUUUUAAAAGUUCACGGUCAGAAAUUGGACUACAGCCGAGAUCUUGAUUUCCCUUAUUUUCUUUAAGAUUUUCUUUGCGUAUCCCCUCGAAUUGUACUAAUGACAUCAUUUUAGCGCCUCCAAUUCAAUUUAGUGAGAAGACUUUGAGGUGGUAUAAACUAAGGUAAUUUUAACGAUUCGUGUUAAAGUGGUCACUUAGCGAUCACUAGCUACUCAAAAAAUCUAUACAAAAUCAAAGUUUUAAUAAGUUCGCCUUCCUCGGUUAAUUAAAAUGCGAUAGUAUCUUUUUAUUUGUGAAGAUUUUAAUUCAAACAGGCUCUAUUUGAUUUGUCUUUGUACACAUGCCCUUGCCAAACCCUGUUGAUAUUUUGUGAGUGAAUCAAGUUGUUUGAAAGCUGUGCUUUGUCACCAUUUAUCUUCUCUCGAUCGCUUAUUUUUUCACGUAAAAUCUGCAUGGGUCAUAUAAAUUAAACCAGGACUUUUAAAAAAUGGCGUCUACAUUGUGAUCGCCAGUUGUAGUUACCGGUUUACAUGCCACUUUUCAUGAGGCUUGUAGCGAUCUUUACUUACGUGCAUAGUUCUUGGGAUUUAAUAUUUAGGUUUCCUUCAUUGAUAUGGUAAAGAAUUGUAUACACAGCCAUAUGAUAUACUCUUUAUCUGACUUAUUCAUUUGUAAUUGCUAAUAGCGUGCUGAAAAAAAAAACAUAAAAGCAACAGAAGAUUUUGCUUUGAACAAAAGUAAAGAGCAGAUGGAAUUGAAAACCAGACAAAAGGCGAAAGCCUCUGUUAAUGCGCAAAAGCUCUUUCCUAAAGAGAGUCAUUUUAUGCAUCACAUAUGUGGCUUCAUGAGAAAAGGACAAUCUAGCUUUGAGUGUUUGUGCGAGCGGCUGUCAAUUGAAUAGCAUGGAUUCUUCAAAGGGCAAACCGUUGGCUAGAAUUUAUAGGUUGGCAGAGAAACCAAAUUUCGAUCAAAAUGGUGUCAGAAUAAUAUACUUUAAUUUAAAAGUUAACUGACUAUGAAAGGUUAAUGAUUUGUAUUGCUAUUGAACUGUAAACGAUUUGUUAACUUUGAAUUUCUUAGGUCGUUUGAAUGACUCGGGCAAUUUCCAUCUUGUCUUUUCUUUACGGGGAAAGAUGUACUGAUUGGCUGGAAAUGUAGGACAUUUUAAAGUUUUCUUGGCGCGCUUUCGAUUACUGGUGCCUUGCGAGAGCAAACAACACAAACUAACUUCUCGCAAGCUUUAGUUUUACGUUUCUCUGUAAACGUCACAAUUAUUAUCUUUAUUUUUCCACAUGUUUGUUGGGCCUCUACGAAAAUUUAAGCUUUUUGUCAAGUUCAAUGCUGGGAAUUUACUUCUUCACUCAUCGUUACUGACAAUGACUCGCUAAAGAAUAUUAAUGUAAUAUAAGCGAGUGGAUGAGAUUGCUUUGUCAGUGGCUACUUUCCGAAGUAAUUCUGAUUUUUCAUUGUGUCUGAAAGAAUUCCCAGCCAGUGUAAAAAAUAAACAAAAACGAAGAAAAAACAAGCGUAUUGUUAUAGAGAACUCCAUUCUACUCUUCCAACACAUUAGAUUUCAAUACAGUUUCUCAGCUAUGAUUCCUUACAUUUAUUUUCUUUUAGUCAGCAUUGAUUCUUUUAUUCUUACUUUGCGCUGAAGCGUAUUACAAGUUCAACCUGACCGCCGCGUUACACUUAACGGGUACAUGGGCGGGACGAAAGUGUAAAGAAAACUUUUUGCUCUUGUUCUUGGGCUUUGUAUAGUUGUACCUUCGUGACAAAGGGCAGGUUUUUACGCAAAAAUGUCAAGAACUUCCGAAGUGCCUGAAAUACAGGUUGCCUCUCGAACACUGCAAUAUACGCGACACACGUGGGCCACCAUGAAUAUAGUGAAUGACUCGUGGCAUUAUUUUCUUCGCGUUCACGGGGCGGUGUUUGUUUAUGUCUGAGCUUAGUAAAGGGAUUUAAAAUUAAUUAAAGCUUCGAUAAACAUUCUUUUCUUUUACCCACGCGUUUGCCCGCAGUAGGGAUAGUGAAACACAAACAAGAGCAAAAAUACUUAAAAUUAUGUGUUCGAUUACAAUUUCACUCAACCCCAUUUGUUUAGGUUUCAACACGUGGACCACUAACAGGUCGCAGACAGUAAUCUUGGGUAGCUGGAAGUUUUCAUUUUAAAAUUGUUCCCUUUAUCCCAAAGUAGACCACCUUUUUGCGAAGCUGGUAUACUCAGUUUCUUUUGUCAUAUUCCACGAGGAUACAAGCAUCCAAGUAAGUUUUUAUUCUGUGUCAUUCACGGAUUAUAUUGGGAAGAUUUUAAUAUGACUCAGAGUGCUUUCUUACCAAUCUAACAACAAUGCUCGGUCAUGUUACUAGCUCCAAAUUAUUUUGGACGGUUUGCAAAGAAAAUAAAAACAUUUCUUUAUUUCUUUCAUGAGAUUCAUUUUAAGCCGUCAUGACCGCGAGGAAACUAACUUAUGAGGCCCACUAUAUAGCUAGGGAAAACUAAAAGUUCAUUUAUAUUAAAAUCAGCUGAAUUGCUCUGUCUUAUACUGAACUUUGUUUUGUUUUUCCGGGAAAAAAAUAUAUACUUUUUGGCUUUUUGGGCCUUUUUUUGCUGCUAAGCCGAAACAAAAAUGCCAAAAAGCGGUAUUUUCAACUCUUUUGUGUUUUACAUCGUAAAGGCAUGUUUAUCCGGCCACCCAAGUCUUACUGCUUUAGUUAUGGUGGUAUAUUAAUGGUUGCUUGUUAUUGAGCAACUUGGCUUUUAUUUAGGUCAGAAAGAUACAACAGCUAUAGUACAAUUCAUGUAGUUGUGAGGCGGGCGUGAACAAACUGCAUUGAAUAGUCCGUGAACUUCGCCAAAGUUUAUUUUUUAAUCUCAUAACCAGGGAUCUUUUAAUGUAGGGACAAAGAAAUAACUUAAGUGUGAUCUGUUUUCAUUGUUCUGUAUUCAUGAGUACGCAACACAGCGAAGUAUGAAUCAGCACGAGUCAUAGUCAAGUCUCCGCCUAAUCCUUCAAUAAUUGCUCCCUCUUGUCUCCGGCGCGACAACAACACCGGUCUAACUUUUUUCUUGGUUAAGCAAUGUAUUUUUCUCUUUGAAGAGACAUGGGCGUUAAUUUUGUUGUCUUUGUACUGCGCUGUCUACACUCACUGCUUUAUACUCGAACGGACACAUGCUCAUGCCAUGCUCUUAAUAAAGUCACUAAAAUGUCGAGCUUAACUUCAUGCUUAACAUGUAAAUGAAUUUAAUCGGAAAAUUAUUUAUAUAGCAAAGCCAAACGAGAUAAUUGCUCUCUCUUUUGAAAAUUGUAUCACUUAAAAGUGUAGCCAUUUUGGAUUACAGCACGGAUUGUUGUAACUUGAUGUUUUGAGUGGAGGUGAAAGUUAGGUGAAUUUUAUCAUUUGACUUUCCACAAAAAAAUUAAAACCUGAUAGCCGUUUAAGUUUAUUCAACCAACUGUACCAAGGGUUCGUGGUCCCCGCACAAAAAGUUAGAUGAUGCAGAUAAAUAAGUCAAAACAACUUGUACCUUUGAGAUAUGGCAAUGGUGAGCUUUCAGUUUCAAGGACUAAGCUUUAAGAACGUUUAUAAAGGGGCAAAUGGGUCGACCUCUAGCUACUGAACUGAUUGAGUGUUUACUUGUAUAGGCGGCCUCCUCCGGCGGAGAGAAAGGAGAGACAAAAUAAAACUAAUGCAAUUCCAAACCUCUUUUCUUGAGUGUUUAUCAGAGGUGGUUACUUUUGGCCGUCGUCUUAGGCCACUCAUUUUCCUAACAUGAUGUCUUCUUUACUACUAAUAAGAUAAAACGCUUUGUCUUAAAUCUGCCUUAAAAGAAAAAAAAAAUGAACCAGAGCGUUUCGUAUUGCCUGGCUACUGGGCGGACCGACUCAUUGAUGCUACCGAGUUCAAAGAAAUAUUUUUUUUUGUCUGUGUGUUUCAAUGGAACAAGUUUUCUUGGCAAAUUUUGAUUUCAGAUCGACUUAUUACGUGCUGAGACAAAUUUCCGCAUAGUGGAUCAAGAAACUGCGUAAUAACCUCGUUUCAACUGGCAAAUGAUAUAUAUAUAUAUACAUAGAACCUAAAAGAUCAGAUGUGGACCAAACGGAAGCAACUUGAAUUGGCAAAAUCAGUAAUAAAACCAUACAGGGAGCAAGAAUAGCAAAGUACCAUAGAGAGGAAAGGUAUUUUCUCUUAUAUAUUCGUCACGGUGAUAAGGUUGCUCAAAUAGUCACAUCGGUUUCCAGGUGAUUUGGCUGUUGCCCUUAACCAUCAUCAUGAUCGUUCGGACUCGCUCACACUUUUCGAGUUUGGGCUAGAUUUUUCUAACUAGUAAAUUUUUAUUUUCUCACAGAUUCGUCACCACUACCUAAGAAGAUUACUAACAGGAAAAAAAAUCAAAGGGAAAAAAUCAAUCAGUUUCAAGUGGAGUAACUAUACAUUGAGAGACUCCAAGGGCUAUGGGUUUGCACUAGAGAAAACGUCAGAAGUUAAUUGCUAAAUUUGUAUCAUUUAGUUAAGAUUAAAUUUUACUUACUUCACUUUACUUUUUAUCAUUGUAGCGAAAUAGGGGCCUGCCAAAACUAAGUAUCAUACCGUACAUGCCCGAGUGCUGAUCAUGAUACAGUGGAAUCCCAAUUUUUGGACCCUCCAAGGGAAAUGGAACUUUGUUCGAAAACUCGAAGAUGGCAUCGAAUCACAGCUUUUUUACCAUGAUAUUGUCUUAUAAAACGGCCGCAGACAACAACAGUACAGCAGUCUUGCUUGUCAAUUUACGUAAAUAUUAAAAGAUCUAAGUCAACUUAGCAAAACAAACCAGUUCUGUAUUGAUAUACAGUAUGUGUUAAUUUUGCGCGGACUUGGGCUGUAUUUCCUCCCAUUUACUUUAACAGAAGCCCACAGUGAAAAAAAAAACUACAGUAAAAAAAAUACAGUUGUUAAGUUCACUCAUCUAAACUGAAUAAAGGGUGAUAAACUCUUGCUUCUUUUCAACUCUUACAAUCUUCUCUGUGGUUUCUUAAAUGAUUUUCGAUUAUGUAACAAUUAAUGGCGUUGUAGCCUUUUUGGGACUAAGUGAGAGAUUUGUCAGUUGCUCUGUAAUAAAAAAGUGCACGAAAACACUUUCCUCGAAAUGUGCUGAACUCUUAUCAGGAGUGCAUGAGGCUAAAAUGGUUUUUGUUGGUUUCCGAAUUUUGAAGAGUUCGACAAAUUGAAAUAAGAUUUUUGAAAGGAAGCAGAAUAAUAUUAGUUUUAAACUGAUCGGGAGUUUCGGAUAAUCGACGGUUUGAAAAAUUGGUGGUAAAAAUAGCAGUAACUGACCGAAGCAAAUCCAAAAGGAAAUAACCUUUGGUUCUAUAAAUCGGGAGUUUCGAAAAAUCAAUGAUUCCACUGGCUAUAUAUUUUUUACCUGAUGUUUUUUAUUACUUUCAGUAGAAGCCGGGUGUCUUAUGUACAGAGUGGCUUACAGGAGGAUAGAUAGUGGGCUGGAUGAGGAGGUUGUUGUAUUUCAAAGGAAAAAAUCACAUUUCGAUCAAAUGGGAGGAAACUGGGAAGAGAGAAUUCAAAAAGAAACAACGGUUCUACUGGACCAAUUUCAAUCCAUCGGUUCUCAUAAGUCUUAUAUCAUUUACACAAUUGCCGCAAUUGAAAUUCAAAAUAAGCAUCAAGAAUAAUUAAUGUACACGUAGUUUUGAAAUACUAAAAAGAUAUAUUAAUAAGUGAAAGUCCUGCGAAAAAGGUCAUCUUUGAAGUGUUACGCCAAAAGAUUUCAUUCACCCAGAAGCUACAGUUACAUAGACAUGUCUCAAUAAUUUACUGUGGAAGUGAAGAAGUGACUGAGAAAUACACAAAGUUGUCCUGAUCGCUUGAAAUAGAACGUUAUUAUCUUAGCUAGUCCAUGCAUUGUUUUCAUCACUGUUUAUUGAUCUUUGACAGUAUACUAAAAAAGAAACAAAUGUUAAUAGAGAGUUAAGGUAGCGCAUCGAGUAUUCUUAAAGAUCAAUGUUACACGUUUUAUUAAAUAUAUUUUAUGAACAAAUGCUUCAGUUUGAAGAGAUAUAACAUAUCGCUCGGUAAGUUUUAAGGGUGGGUUAAGUAUUGGGUAGGAACUAUGGCAAUCUAAAUAACCAGAGUUUCCCUUUUAGGAUGUGAAACUGAAACAAGAAUAGACUAAUUUGCAUUUUUAUUCUUCCUCUUUCCACCCACAAUAUUACAUCAUUCGCCUCAGCAACACAGAAUCUCAAGCAAGCUAAUUUAGAUGUUUGUAAGACUCCUUUUAAUAUAAAUAAAGUUGCUCUUUAAACUUCUUUAUACCUCCUUAAUGGGAAUGACCACGCCCAUCACCCCUUUUGACUCUUUGGGCUCGGUAAAUUUUGCCUCAGCAACCAACAACUUCAGACUUUAAGUGCUUUUUGUUAAUAAGUGCUUACUCGUUUGAUUAAAGUGUGUUGACUGUUACUAUUUAUUAAUCUAGCACAGAAGAGAGAAAAUGUGUUGUUAACUCGUCAUGCCGAAGGGGAAAAUAAACAGUUUAGCAAGUGUUGGCUAGUGGAACCAUGACCCCCUUAGCACUGCUUUUUAACUAUUAAUCUUUUUUAAUGCAGGUAUAAUUAGAAUCCAUUCAUGUUUACUCCACCUGAUGUUUAUAAACAAAGCUGGCUAAGCGAAAAAAUAAAACAAAAAAACAUUUUAACCAAAACGUAUAUAAUUUACCAGCAGCUAGAAAAUGAUGCCACAUGUUGUGGACAUUAAAGGCUUUGUGCCUUUACCUUCGGCUUUAAAUUAAACGGAAAUCUAACUGACAUCCCUUGUCAAAAGAAGACAAUCAUUACAUAGCUGGCCUCUGCUUGAAAACCAACGGGUUGCUCUAAAUCGGGGGAACAUACGUCCAUCUGGCGCAUGACCUUUGUUGGCGCUCAUCACGUACACAAACUGAAAGAAGUAGUUAAAAAAUUCAUACUGCGUUUGUUAUUUUUUGCCUUUUUAGUUAAGUACGGAUGCAUCCUCAGUGAAGUCAAAACAAGUUUUUCACCUGGUUCAUCUGCAAUUAUGAUAGACAACAGCACUACAGCUGCGGUCAGCCGAUAACCCACUGGACACACCCGAACCUAACGCACUUGAUCCUCAGCUGAAAAAUUCUGUUUUUAGCUCAAUAUUAGCUUAUUUGUCUCAGUUAUUUUUAGUUCUGUUAGUUUAGUUUUUUUUGCUCGUUUAUAACUCGUGAAACCAGUUGUUGACUGUCCUGUGCAUCUAUUCACUUUUCGAUCACAGUAUGCACUAUAAAUAUGACUCGAAAAAUCAAUAUAUCUGGU